This is a messenger RNA of Ruditapes philippinarum (Manila clam), 2456 nucleotides long. RefSeq names its product RNA cytosine-C(5)-methyltransferase NSUN2-like. Lineage: Eukaryota; Metazoa; Mollusca; Bivalvia; Venerida; Veneridae. Gene Ontology annotation, biological process: tRNA methylation. Gene Ontology annotation, molecular function: tRNA (cytidine-N5)-methyltransferase activity; tRNA binding. Gene Ontology annotation, cellular component: nucleus; cytoplasm. The record is from RefSeq and is a predicted model, not a curated record.
AUGACAAAGAAAGGAGAGUGGUAUGAAACAGAAGAACAAGCUCCGGAACAUUUCAAGUCCCUGUGGGACAGUACCAUCUAUCCUCCAAUCAUAACAGAGGCACAGGACGCCAAAUUAGAGAGAUGUAUAAGAGUGUUACCACAUCAACAGAACACUGGAGCUUUCUUUAUAGCUGUGAUACAUAAAACACAAGAAUUACCAUGGUCAUCUGGUAGAGUCAACAGACGUGUUGACCCAAUAAUCAACCCAAAAGUAAGACUUGAUGAGGCUGAGAAGAAAAUCAAAGGGUCUGAACACUUCACGUUUGGCGUGCGGAACCAUGGUGGACUUUACACAUAUGCCAGGUGUAACUUGUGUAAUGCAAAACUACAGGGCAGGAAUGACUAUAACAGUCAUUUAGCGGGCAGGAAACACAAGAAGGAGGUUGAGGAUAGAAAAUCAUUAGAAGAGAAGGAAAGCUUAGCACAAAAAUUUGAUGAGGUUAAAACAGAGAACACUGACGCUGCACCUGUUGCCAUGGAAACACAGAAUACUGACACCAUAAAAACUGAGGACACUGUUGAUAAACAGAAUGAAAGUAAUAACUCUGAUAGGACAGAGAAUGUGGAUAAAGUUAAAGAUAAUAGUGAGAAGAGUGAUAGUAAUGUAGAUACUGACAAUAAAAAUGAAGUUGUGAAAAGUGAGGACACACAGAAAAGUGGGGACUCAGAGAAAAGUGGGGACCCGCAGAAAAGUGGGGACAAUGAAACUGAUGAUAAGCCGCCACCAGCUAAGAAAAUGAGGGUGGAGAGUAAAGAAGAGGAGAUAAAAUUGGUCAUGUUCGGACAUAAAGAAGACCCGUUCCUGUUCUGCUCGAAAAAUGAUCCUAUAUGGCCCAGUAUACAGCAAUUUUAUGAAAUAUCAGAAGAUUUAGGUAUAGAACAGAUCAUGUAUAGGAAUAUGAAGCGUAUUCUGUAUUACGUCUCUAAACCAAUACGUAACCUAGUCAUCUGUAACAGUGAACGUGUCAAGUUCAUCAAUCUAGGUGUGAAAUGUUUCAGUAAUGCACCGUCGCCUCUUGUACCAGACUGUGAUUUCAGACUCUCUCAAGAUGGAUUGUUAGCAAUACAUCAACACAUUAGAGGUAGACGUGUAUCCCUGACCAAACAAGAUAUCAUUACAAUUCUUAGUCAAGAAAACCCGUUCAUCUGUAAAUUGUCACCUUCAGCACAGGAGAGUGUAUAUGCUAUGGACCCUGGCAGCACUCUUUUUCAUUUCAAACCUAGCGAAAGUGAUCCAGAGCCAAAUGUUGAGAUUAUUUUCUGCGGUUGGCGAGGAAAGACGUCGGUGAGGUCAUUUGUCGGGAAGGAUGAGAGGUCACAUUACCUCCGACUGUGUGGGGUGGAGUUAACAGAUAUACAGGCUCAAGUCCAGGAAAUGAAGUUAUCGAGGGACUCAAAUACAUCUUCGGUAGCUGGUACAGAAACACCUGUUGGAGUGCCGUCUGGUGAUGAAGCUGAAGUAGAGCAAUGGAAUAAAGAGACCGAGGAAUCCCGAGGGGCCGAGGCUGAUGAAAUAGAGGAGGGAAAUGGUAGCGAAUCUUUGAAUGGAGAGUCAAAUGAUGCUGGAAAUGAGGGGAAAGUUGAAAGCGAGGGACAAGCGAAUGCUAAUGAGACUAAGUAGCUGUCAAAUUUAAUAGAGAUAACUUCACCAGUCUGUUGAAAAUGAGAUUUGAGCUGGGGAGAAUUGAAGAGUACAGAGGGAUAUUGUUAUAGUGAUGUGUGGAGGAGUUUACACUGUGUUCAGAUUAAUUAUACUUCAAAUUUAAGCUUCUGAUGUAAAGUUCUACUAUUUAUCAAUUGACAAGCAUGUCAAUGAAUUCUUACAUUAGACCUGUCCUGAAUUGAAUAUGAAAUUGUUCAUUUGUUAUUUUUCAAGGUUUAAAUUCAGAAGCAAUUUUAGAAGCCUAAAUGAAGGUGCCAACAAUAAAGGUCGGGGCCCACAGUCUUGGUUACCUAUGUACUCCUGGCAUACUCCAGUUGUUAUCACAAGUCAUUGACAUCAGGAAUUUUUUAAACUAAGAUGAUUCAGCAAAAUAAGGAAUAACCUAAAUUUUACCUUUGUAUAUAUCUUUUUAAACAAUUUGAACAUUUUAAUGUCUAUGAUUACAGAUUUGUAUCAUGCUAAACAACAUGUAAAUGUUUUUAUAUUAUUUUUUAUUUUACUGAAAUGAGUAAUUAUUAUGUCUACUGUGGCCAAGUAGUAAAGAACGUUGACUUCAAUCCACUUGCCCCUCUUUGCUUUGGAUUGGAAUACAGAAAGGGACUUUGGAUUUAGCUAUCUAGCUACCUCACAGAAUGGCAGUGGUUCUGCUCAGGUGCCCUUUUGUAUCCUGUAAAGCUGGAAAGUCGCCAUAUGACCUAUAUUGUUUUGAUGCAAUGAAGCAAUGUAUGUAAUCUCCACCCCCCCCCACCCCC